Messenger RNA from Erythranthe guttata (spotted monkey flower), 171 nucleotides. The record is from the annotation of a RefSeq genome assembly. Lineage: Eukaryota; Viridiplantae; Streptophyta; Magnoliopsida; Lamiales; Phrymaceae.
AUGAAACAACUCAUUUUUUUCCUUGUCGGGAGCUCCGUAGCAGGUUUUUUCGGACGUUUUCUAGGAUCAGAAGGAACCGCUAUAAUAAGAGGUCGCAAUAUAGUACUAUUUGGAAUAUUUAUCUUGGGGUUUCUAUUUUUGUUUCGUAUAUAUGCUAGAAAAAUAAAAUAA